Strongylus vulgaris is the source of this 573-nucleotide messenger RNA. The record is from the annotation of a GenBank genome assembly. Lineage: Eukaryota; Metazoa; Nematoda; Chromadorea; Rhabditida; Strongylidae.
AUGAUGUUAGAAGAAAUGGGUCUCUUCAAAAUUUUCCGUGAAGCAAUCUCUAUCGUGUUAGGUGAGCAGGCGUGGCAAUUGGAGGAAGCACUUGGAUUCGGAGCGUAUGAAUUCAAACCAUGCUCCAAGCCAGAAUUUCUAAAUGAGGACGUAAGCAAUUGUGUUCGGCAAUGGGAUUUAUCCACGCCGAUGUGUACUUGUUCACCUGGUGCUCAUGACGUUGCGGUGACGGCAUCAAUGGAUUCUUCCAACCAGUUCAGAGGAUACAGGCUAAGGACAACUUCGUUACGUGAUAUGCCAAAAGCAUCCGCGGCAUGCUAUGAGGAGUUUCUGCAUGGCAUCGAAUCACAUGAAGGUGUUGAGCUCCCAUCUCCGAAUGACCUUGUCUCAAAUACCCAGGAUCACGAAAGUCAAGCAUCGAGCGCCCAGUCGCCAUUUGUUUCGAACGAUGGAAACAUCAUUGGUGGGCCUCUUAUAAAAAUUGAUCUUACUUAUUGUGGCAUGUUAAGAGGCGGUGGCGGUUCCUUCAUUGUCGGUGAAGGUGGAGUUAGCCGAAGAACAAGACAAUCCUAG